UCCCAUUGUAGUCUGGUUGGUGGUCUUGGUGGCUGUGAUUUGUACAGGCCUAGUUGAGGGAGCACGAUAUGAUUCAGAUUACUGACUGAUCGAUACUUUGUUAUGUGGGCAUGGUCAGCGAGAACUACUUAAGUGACCACGGCAAAAUGGCCUGUUGAUACUUGAUCAAGGAAGCGAGUUGCACGCAUCAGAUCAGAAAUCUCACCAUGAGAUGCGACAUGUCAGAAGUUUUCACUCGUGGAACUUUGGAGAUAUUUCUUUUGGACUAACAAUGUGAUUACAUUAAUUCUUCAGGAAAUAGUCAUGACACGGUAUCAAAUAUGCAAUAAUUUUAUUCAAUAGUGUCUGAUUUGAUCAUAUCUGGUUCCAGACAGUUUGGAGACAUUCUAUAAAGAUGCUCCUGAAAAGUUUGGAAUCUUUUGCAUAACGGAGUUUUGAUCAGAUAUUCUUUAAUAAGAUCGACCGAGAAACGCCACAAACUAUCAUCUUUUUAUCUUUUGACCAAGAUGUAUUUUGAAUUACAACUGGUAGUUUUGACUACUGAUCGGUUCAGCAUGUAUGUGCGGUCAACAAUGUACAGCUGACUGAUCUUUUUACAUUUUUUGGGGAAAAAAUGAAAUAAACACUUGGAUCGGAAACUUACUAGUCAAAGACGAAAAAAGAGUUCCCUCUUGAAUACUCGUACCAGAGGGCAAUAUCUCUGAUCAUCAAAGGACGACACGCAGAGAAAUUAUAAGCGAACCAUUUUUUUCUCUGACUGAACAUCACGUCACGAUACCUUUUUCUUCUCCUAUGAGAAACUACCUUGUUUAGAACUGCCCAGAAACAUCAUGAAAGGGAGAUGACAAGUAUUAUGAAAGGUGCGAAAAUGUUUCAUCACAGGUGAAAAUAACAUUAGUCUUGUUAUAUGACACACUUGAUUCCCGAUCUCGUGCAUCAGAGCAACGGCUGCAUAGCAUGUGAUCAGCCUUGUGCAAUAUUACAUGGGUUGGUGAGGAUUUCGGAGGUCAGCUGAAAACAUCCCUCAGAAAUAUAAUUUUCCCAGUAUCCAAAGUGCGUCGCGAAGUGCAUUGGGGAACAUCAUAGGAAUCCCACAUCUUUCAGAAUUGCUGUUGACGAGCGUCUACGAAAGAGGAUAAAAUCGUAUUUCUUUAAGGAGUUCAUUGUUUGAAAGGGACCUGUCAGGAGUCCCCCGCACGGCAGACUCGUAUGUUGCGUCUCUUCACCUCACAGCAGCACAAGGUAUUACAGUUGUGGAGCUGCCAGAAAAGGAUAUCCGCUCGUGUCUAUAGAAGCAGUUGCAUCCACCGAGGUCCUUUAAAUCUUAUAAAAGCCUCCCGAAAACUGAUUAUUUUUCACGGACUUUUCACAACCAAGAAUAUCACAAUAUCAUCGUCUUUUGUCACUCCUGGGCAUAUUUUACAGAGAUUUCCUUGGCGUGCCGGAGAACAAUUACCAGCUGUUAAACCUCUGAAUGUAUGCCCAAUUUAGCGAAGUGUCAGGAACCAGGCUUCUCCAUGCCUCGGCCUGUGAAGUGUAAUAUGGUCUCAUUCAUUACUUUCAUCACACGCCCCUCUGUUUAUUGCACUGCGGAUGAGACUUCUCCAGCCUUUGCUAAUAUACUCGGGAUUUUAUUAAGAUGCUAAACGUAUUUCUUCUUGCAUUUAGGGCGCCAGCAGUACAACAGUGAGUGUUGUGAAAUGGUGAUGGAUUAGAGACUUCAGAUUGGAGGAUUUUUACUGUGAAAAAAUAUUGUGCCGGUGUUUCUAUAGACUCGAUGCCAACAAUCCAGUUGCUUCUCUGAAUUCAAAGGGUCUUUCGGGUUUGCCGCUUUCAUCGAAUUAUUGACAAUAAAAACAGUAACAAAUUCCAAACAAUAACAUUUCUCCCGAACUGUCCAAGGAUCAAAGGACCUUCAAGUGACCAUCGAUUCGCCCGUGUUACGUCAAUCCUUUGCUGUUGAGCUGAGAUUUACUGUAGGACGUCGAAAACGAAGACAUUUUGGAAUUAUUUGUGAUUUCGGAGCGGAAUUAUCCUGCUAAAAUGACGACACCAUUAUCAGCAACGAUGGUGUAUGACACCGGCGUCAACGACAGUAACGUUCCAACAUCAACGAACGCUACACCAACUGACGUUUUUUACUUUUACAAGACCGAACAGAUCAGCUUCCUGUGUGUCCUUUUCAUAUUCAUCAUUGUCGGCAACAGCAUGGUCAUCCUGACCAUCACGCUGACCAAGAACAGACGAUCCAGGAUGAACUUCUUCAUUCUCAACUUAGCUAUUGCAGAUUUGUCGGCGGGACUCGUGAAUGUGUUCACAGACAUGAUAUGGAAGACGACAAUCGACUGGCAUGCUGGUCUUGUUGGGUGUAAGCUGGUGAGGUACUUCAUGGGCGUGGUCACUUACGCAUCAACGUACGCACUCGUAGCCCUUAGCAUCGACCGGCUUGACGCAAUCGCAAGACCACUUAGUUUCACUGGAAGCCAUCUUCGAUCACGUGUCCUGGUUGGUCUCUCGUGGGCUUCUGCUAUGCUGUUUUCCCUACCCAUGCUGAUUAUCAACGAAACCAAAAUUAUAGACGGAAGUUGCCAAUGUUGGAUUGAGUUCCCAGAACCCUGGUUUUGGAAGCCGUACAUCACGAUAAUUGCUAUCGUCCUCUUCUUCAUUCCUGCCGUCAUCAUCGCAGUGUGUUACAUCAUCAUCGUCGUCAUCAUAUGGACCAAAACAACACUACAAGUCUCAGCACCAAAAGGAGGUCAUGUGUAUGCGGCAGCCAAUAACGCACGAUUUAAGGACAGUGCCACCAGUUCCAGGGGACUUAUUCCAAAAGCAAAGAUCAAAACCAUCAAGAUGACAUUGGUGAUUGUGCUCGUAUUCAUCAUCUGCUGGAGCCCCUACUUUGUGUUUGAUCUGGUCGACGUCUACCUCAAUGUACCGAGAACACAAGACAUGGUCGCGGCCAGCACAUUUAUUCAGAGCCUCGCUCCCCUGAACAGCGCUGCCAAUCCAAUAAUUUACUUUGGUUUCAACGCAAAAAUUUGCAUAGGGAUCUUAAAGAAAGGUUGGAAGCACAAUUCGCCAACGUCUCAAUCUCAGCUCACAAGUAUAUGACCUUUCAACCUUGACCUACAAGGACAGAAAAAGGGGCCAUGGCAUACUGCCACCAUACUGUCACUCAAUGCCUAAUGUAACGCAUGUACAACAAGGGAACACCAAUGAUUUCAAAUGAGAUUGUAAAUGGCCCCCAUUAAUUAUAUUGGUGUACGUCUUAAAUUGUAUUCAUGAUCAUGACAUUAAGGUUACCUUGGUGACUAAGUUUCAGUGUCAUGAUGGAUGUGAUUGUUUGGUGUGAAACUAUCAAGGCAGGCAGACUGCAUGCACUUCACUCUUUGAUGCAGGCGAGUUCACGGUUACAGCACUGAAUAUCAAGCUGGAGAAAUGAAACGGUUCUCUAGUGUUUUGCUGUGGAUGUUGGAUGUCAUUUGACAAACCGUUGAUUAGUUGAGUAUGAAAUAUUUAAGUGAGGUGGCAAUGUUGUUUUGUCAACUUUGUAUGGUCUGUCAUUUGCAUAUGUAUCAGGCAUAAGACUAAAUGGUCACUUCAGCAUACUAAUCAAAUACCACACAAACAGACUCUCAACCAGAUGUUAUUUCAUCGUUGAUUAAUAUUACACUUCCUGUCUCCUUAGCUUCAACGUUGUAGACCUCUUUUUAGGAAUGACAAAGUAAUUCAAAAUAAGUUAAAGAACACAUGAUUCGUUCAUUUUAUAGUUCACUUUCAUAGCAUGAGAGGUUAACUAUUAAAAUAUGAUGUAAUAACUUAUUUUGAGCAGUAUAUGACAUAAUAAAACGUUUUAAAAUGACGCAGUAAGUUUAACUCAUUUAAUACGUGUUACGACAGUUGACAAUGCUCUGCCAAUACAAUAAUUUAAGCAAAGGUCAUACAAAAAGGUUUUCAUAACUUUUUCUGAAGCUGCCAUGUCGAUGUAAGCCAUACUGAUAUAGUUUCGCGUAAGUAGUUUCAACACCAUGGCCAGAGUGUAUGGUCUUAUGCUCAGUAUAUUGUCAGCCACGUUAUUUUUGUUAUGUAAGUGUUAGCACAUGAUUGUGAGAAGUAUGUUUGUUUUUUAAAUCUCUCAUCUUAUUAUUUUCAGUUAAUAUUAUUUUGAUAUAUACAUAAGCAUAGAUGGCUGAAAUUUAUAAAUGUUUUUAAUUACAUUUUCCGUCUUAUUUGUAAAUCAUUCAUUUUAAAAUGAAAAUAUCAUUUUAAGUAUUUGGGCCCCCAUUUCAUAUGUCUUAAAAUUUAGCUCUCUGGAUUAUUUCUUUCUUCUAACAGAAUAUACAUCUGACAUACUAUCUGUAAUUGUAAUAAGAUAUGUGAUAUAUGUGCACAUAGUGUGAAUUUAUUUCUCUAUCUCCAUUCUCCUAUUAACAUGCUUGUUAUAAUAACAUCUUCAAUGUUUGUUUGUUUUCUGAAAUAAAGCAAUGUUAAAGAGUACUAUUCUUGUUUGUACUGACUAUUGUCAUUUCAAUGUUCGUAAGUUCAUGUGAUGCAAGUUCGUAAGUUCAUGUGAAUAGCACCU
Messenger RNA from Haliotis rufescens (red abalone), 4582 nucleotides. RefSeq names its product cardioacceleratory peptide receptor-like. Gene Ontology annotation, molecular function: vasopressin receptor activity. Gene Ontology annotation, biological process: G protein-coupled receptor signaling pathway. Bases 2044 to 3111 code for a protein of 355 amino acids. The transcript is spliced from 8 exons. Gene Ontology annotation, cellular component: membrane. The record is from RefSeq and is a predicted model, not a curated record. NCBI's taxonomy places the organism in Eukaryota, Metazoa, Mollusca, Gastropoda, Lepetellida, Haliotidae.